AUGGCCGCGCCACCAGCUCUCGGGGCCCUGGGCUUCACCUUCACCGUGAUGCGGGCCAUGCAGUUCAUCGGGCUCGUCAUCAUCAUCGGUCUGAGCUCGAGCUUCGUGGCCGACAUUGUCGCUUCCUCUUUCGCGGUGCCUCCCGCCCUCAUCGGCACUCUCGUCAUUGCCUGUCUUGCUGAGGUCUACGUCAUCAUCAGCUACAUCUUGUACUGGGACUCGCUGCUGCCACUACUCGUCGCCACGGCCGCCGACGCGCUGUGCCUCGUCGCCGGCAUCGUCGUCGCCUGCGUCGUUGGCAAGCCCGUCAGCUACCUCACCUGCGAGGCGUUCCCUGCCAAAGGCAACACGGCCGUCUUCCUCGACUCGCUCUUCGCCAACGUCCGGCACCUCGACGGCAACACCUUCGCGUGGGCGGCGCCGAGCAAGCCCUCGUGCCUGCAGCUCAAGGCCAUCUGGGGCAUCAGCAUCGCCCUGUGCGCGCUCUUCACCCUGUCCACGGCGACGACGGCGUGCCUCUGGCGGCGCCUCAAGUCCGGCGGCGCUGGCGCUCCGCCCAAGGACUUCGCGUGA
This is a messenger RNA of Cordyceps fumosorosea ARSEF 2679, 573 nucleotides long. RefSeq lists its product as hypothetical. The record is from RefSeq and is a predicted model, not a curated record. The coding region runs from base 1 to 573 and encodes 190 amino acids. Lineage: Eukaryota; Fungi; Ascomycota; Sordariomycetes; Hypocreales; Cordycipitaceae. The transcript is spliced from 2 exons.